AUGCAGCACGUAGUUUCGUACGAGCAUAAGAAAAGUGGUUCCCGUACUUACAAUGACCCCGCACAAACAUAUCAAGAAGGGUUGUAUAAGGGGACGAAGGGUCAUAUAGAUAGUUAUGCAGCAUACAGGGCACCACCUCCAGCGGUAAAAACUCGGGGACCAAGAUCUUCCAAUGAAGCAACACUUAGACUAUGGGACGAUGGGCGUCAACCGCAAUAUCCAACCCGAACGGAUACAAUGACCUCAGAUCAACGGGUUAGAAGAGGGUCUAUUGAACGGGAAACACAUAUAAAUUACCAGCAAGGAAGGGAGGAUCCACGUAAUUUAUAUAACAAUUUUGAUCCAGCUUAUCCUAUGCAACAUCCUUACCAACAGUAUCAGCCUACUUCAACAUUAUACCCCAACCCCGCUGUCAUUAGUACACCCUCUCUGGGAACACUUUCGCCCGGAGGUGAUAUCGAAUAUUUGUCGCAGAAUCAUCAAGAUCUACAACCAAUACAACCACAUAUCAAACACUUGCAAUACGAUCGCACUGAAAACAUACAUCAUUUAUACACCAACUCACCACCGCAAAUUUCCAUACAAUCAGCACAAAAUUAUGAGGUUCAUACACAGCCGUUAACCUCAAAGUCACAAUCUGGACAGCGAUCUCCCUUACCUUUUGUUCAAUACGCACUGAAUGCUCCGCAACAACUUCCCCAGAGAAUGAUGCCAGUAAAUGGUACCACCGUUUCUAAUCUAAUAAUUCCCACAUAUACCGACGAACGCGUACCACCUCGGAGGUCAACAGAUAGCAUUCGCGAAAGAUCUAAAACUUCAUUGACACAUGAACGCAUACGUUCGUGUUCGUUUUCAUUUUCAUUUUCAGAAGCAUCGUCAUCAGCGAAUUCGGAUAUAAGUUCCCCAUCUUCCCCAUCUUCAACAAUUGGUAAGCAACAUGCACCUAUUGUAUAUCCCGCCUUACUUUCUCUAGUCGCUGAAGCAUUUCGCAGCAGAGUAAAUCUGUCUAACAGAACGAAGGACAAUAUUGAGUACAAAGAUUGUUUUGAUGGGAGAGAUGCAGUGGAUAAAAUUGCGUUUAUCAUCAAAACAACGGACAGAAACCUAGCUUUGUUACUUGGGAGAGCCUUGGAUACCCAGAAGUUUUUUCACGACGUGACUUACGACCAUCGACUUCGUGAUUCGCCGAAUGAAUUAUAUCACUUCCAAAAGAUGCCAUCAAUUCUACCUUCGGAUAAUUAUGAUGCAGAAGAAGAAAUUCCGGAAGAACCAGAUUUGCCAAGCGGGGUUUUUACAUUGUUGACAGACUGCUACUCGCCUACUUGUACAAGAGACAACUUAUGCUAUAGCAUAGCAUGUCCUAGGAGGCUUGAACAAAAUGCAAGAAAAAAUAUGAAGCCGAAUUCUAAUCUUAAGCGUGCGAACAGUCGUGGAUCCAUUACAGAAAAGAGAGAUCAAAAAUUAUGGAUACACACCGUUCCUCCCGAGAUUGCAGAAUCGGUUUCAGAAACCGAAAAGAAACGUCAAGAGGCUAUCAACGAAGUCAUCUAUACGGAAGAUGAUUUUGUUCGAGAUCUGGAAUACGUCAGAGAUUGUUGGAUGAUACCCAUUUUGUCACAAAAUAUUAUUCCCGACUCUCGGCGUGAAUCUUUCGUCAAAGACGUGUUCGGUAACAUACUGGAGAUCCUAAGUGUAAAUUCUAAACUCGCAGAUGCACUAGAAAAACGACAAAGUUCUUAUGCUAUCGUUGGGCAAAUUGGAGAUAUUUUUCUGGAAUACGUUCCAAUGUUUAAACCUUUUAUCCAAUACGGUUCUCACCAAUUAUGGGGAAAAUACGAGUUUGAAAAAGAAAAAAAUUCAAACCCAGCAUUCGCAAAAUUUGUUGAUGAAACGGAACGUCUUCCUGAAUCCAGAAAGUUAGAGUUGAAUGGUUACCUCACAAAACCUACAACACGCCUUGGUCGAUACCCUUUAUUACUUGAGGCUGUUCUUAAGCAAACACCCGAGGGUAAUCCUGAUCAGAAGAACUUGCCAGUCGUCGUUAAAAUUAUAAGAGAAUUUCUGGCAAGUGUUAAUACCGAGUCUGGAAAAUCCGAGAAUCGAUUCAAUUUGCAACAAUUGCAAGAUCAAUUGAUUCCCAAAGGAAAUGAAAUCAUGGAUCUUAGACUGACGGAGGAGGAUCGUCAAAUCAUUUUCAAAGGGUCACUAAAGAAACGAUCCAAACGUUCCGGAACCGGAGAAUCUUCUGAUUUGCAUGUGUUUUUAUUUGAUCAUGCUUUAUUAAUGGUUAAAGCCAAGACCAUCAAUAAGAUGGAGCAAUAUAAAAUUCGUCGAAAGCCGAUUCCCUUGGAGUUAUUGAGUGUUUCGACUUCGGAAGGACCUACCGAAGGAGCCCGUGUAAAUACAAAGAAUACAAAAAGUCCAAAGCGCCCUCACUCAAUGUUACCUGGACCAGCGGUCCGUGGGAGUAAUGAGAAACAGUUCGCGAUUACUUUCACCUAUCUCGGGAAAAAAGGAUUCUCGAAAUCUCUUUUGUUGGAGAAAAACAAAUUUUCCGGCACAAACAAGGUUGUCUGCGCUGCUUAUUUUGACAAUUAUCGGAGGCUGGCUUUUGGGACGGACACAGGCGUGUAUGUUCUGGAAGUUGGACAGAGUCAAAAGUCUGCUACUCGAGUAUUACAAAUUGAACGGGUCUCUCAGAUUGAGAUUUUGGAAGAUUUUCGGUUAUUAUUGAUAUUGGCCGAUAAAAAUCUUUAUACGUGUCCAAUUGAUGCAUUGGAUCCCGAUAAUGACAAUCCCACCAACAAACGUCCAAAGAAAAUCAGUUCGCAUGCCAGUUUUUUCAAGUCGGGAACAAGCCUCGGAAAAACCUUGGUGACUGUUGUGAAAAACAGUACCCUCACUUCCAUCAUCAAGACGCUAGAACCGCUUGAACAGACCACCAAAAGUAAGAAUAAGGGUUCAACACUUAAAGGAUUAUUACGUGGUGGAAGCGAAUCAUUAAAAACAUACAAGGAAUUCUCCAUACCUGCCGAAUUGAUAUCGGUACAUUUUCUCAAUAGACAAUUGUGCGUAGGGUGUAAUUCUAAGGGUUUCGAGAUAGUAGACCUUGUGACCCUGAACGCGCAAUGUUUUUUACAUCCGGAUGAUGCGUCGCAUGAUUUCGUCACGAAAAAAGAGAAUGUAAAAUCAAUUGCGAUGUAUCGUACAGGGAGCGGAGAUUUUUUGUUGUGCUAUGAUGAAUUUGCAUUCUUUGUUAAUAAACACGGUCGACGCAUAAGACCUGAUUGGAUAAUAUAUUGGGAAGGAACGCCUACUUCUUUUGCCUUGAGGUACCCAUACAUCCUUGCUUUUGAACCUUCGUUCGUUGAAAUACGUCACAUCGAAACAGGUUCGUUGGAACAAAUUAUUGAGGGGAAUCAUAUACGCUGCUUGUACUCCGAUGCCCGUGGAAACAUCGUUUUCUCUACAAACGAUCUCGCAACUGAUAGUUCGGAAGUAUUUUUCUUGAAUUUCAAAGGUGAAACUUCAGAGACUUCCAUACAUUCAGAUACCACAUUUGAUGACGAAAGAAUUGACAUGUAA
Molecule: messenger RNA, 3585 nt
Organism: Acaulospora morrowiae
Lineage: Eukaryota; Fungi; Glomeromycota; Glomeromycetes; Diversisporales; Acaulosporaceae
Source: the annotation of a GenBank genome assembly